AUGGAAGGCCAAGGACUAGGGAUGGAUAUCAGUGACUUGGGUUUAGUUCCUGGCGUCCGUGUGCCACCGAAGUUCAAAGUACCUGACUUCGAGAAAUACAAGGGGAAUACUUGUCCUAAGACACAUGUCCGAGCUUACUAUCGCAAAAUGCAUGUGUAUUCCGAGGACGAAGGACUGUUGAUGCACUUCUUCCUGGAUAGCCUGACUGGGGCAUCCCUGGAGUGGUACAUGAGAUUGGAAAGAGCUAAUAUCCGAAGUUGGAGAGACCUAGUUGAGGCCUACAUAAAGCAGUAUCAGUAUAAUGUGUACAUGGCACCAAAUCACACUCAGUUACAGAAUCUAGCUCAGAAAUCUAAUGAAUCCUUCAAAGAAUAUGCGCAGAAAUGGCGUGAGUUGGCGGCUAGAGUCCAACCACCCAUGCUGGAAAGAGAGAUCAUGGACAUGUUCACCAACACUCUGGAGGGCCAAUAUUACUCUGCUUGUUCAGCAUCCUCGAGCUUCGCCGAUUUGGUUAUGAUCGGUGAACAUAUUGAAAGUGGAAUUAAGGCUGGUAGAAUACAAAAUCCAAGUGCUGCUAGUUCUUCCUCAGGGGCAGGGGGAAAGAAGCCAUACAAUGGAUUCUCCAAGAAAAGAGAGGGUGAGACAAGUUCUGCUUACUAUGGAAAAGGAAAAAUCCAGGCUUAUCAACAAGUAGACAUUGUGACUAUACUGAAUGCUCCUCUUCAACGUCAGCAACAACAACAGAGGUAUCCUCCUCGUCAGUAUCAGCAAAAGCCGAGACCACCAAGAAAUUUCGACCCGAUGCCUAUGACGUAUGCACAACUAUUUGCUUAUCUUUUGCAUCUUGAGUUGGUGCAGCUUCGUACCAUGGGUCCUCCACCUGCUAAGCUCCCUCCUAACUAUGAUGCGAACGCUCAGUGUGAGUUUCAUUCUGGGGCUGCUGGCCACGAUAUUAAACAUUACAUAGGAUUCAUGCAUAAAGUACAAGGACUUCUCGACUCUAAGGCCAUCGAGUUUACUCCCACUCAAGGACCUAAUGUUGUUCAGAAUCCUAUGCCUCCCCAUGGAGCUCAUGCGGCAAAUGCCAUUGAGGUUGUUGAAGAUGCUCGCUUGGUCAAGGAUGUGAUCGAAUUGGGCUCUCUAUUGCCAUUAUUGAAGGAGGAAUUAUUGAGGAUGGGUCUAUACUAUAGUUAUGGAGAAUUCUGUACUGAUUGCAUGGCCAUUUCCUCAGUCUGUGAUAAGGUGAAAAAUGGGGUUCAACAGUUGAUAGAUAGUGGGUAUCUAUAG
This is a messenger RNA of Vicia villosa (hairy vetch), 1287 nucleotides long. RefSeq lists its product as uncharacterized. Bases 1 to 1287 code for a protein of 428 amino acids. The record is from RefSeq and is a predicted model, not a curated record. Lineage: Eukaryota; Viridiplantae; Streptophyta; Magnoliopsida; Fabales; Fabaceae. The transcript has a single exon.